Messenger RNA from Balearica regulorum gibbericeps (East African grey crowned-crane), 503 nucleotides. Lineage: Eukaryota; Metazoa; Chordata; Aves; Gruiformes; Gruidae. The record is from RefSeq and is a predicted model, not a curated record.
CCUACAAGAUGGUGGUGAUGGGCAAGGAUGAGUUCUAGCUCCGGGUGGUGGACACAGCCAGGCAGGAUGAGUACACCAUCCUGCCCCACUCCUUUGUCAUCAGCAUCCACAACUACGUCCUGGCGUACUCAGUGACGUCCCUACGUAGCUUCCAGGUGGUGAAGACCCUUCACAACAAGCAGUGCGAGAGCUGGGGGAAGAUGCACGUGCCCGUGGUGCUGGUGGGGAACAAGGCAGACCUGUCCCUGCAGGGUGGCCCAUCCUGCUGUGCCUCCGGCCGGGAGGUGAAGAUGGAUGAAGGGAAGAAGCUGGCAGAAUCGUGGGGGACCAUCUUCCUCAAGUCCUUGGUCAAGGAGAGUCAGGGCUGGGGCAGGGAGACAGAUUCUUCCUGGGUGCUGGGGCUGAUGUCCCCUCAUCCCCAGGUGAUCUUCACAAAGAUCGUCGAGGAGAUGGACCAGGCAGAUGACACCUACAGCAGACUGACCGGCUGCCACCUGACGUGA